AUGUCAAAUCACAUUGUAUCCUUUCUUGUAAUCUCUAAAUGGGCUCUUGAUUUCUUAAUCAACCAUUUGUUUUUCCACCAUCGCAAGUUCCACCUGCAGGAAACCUGUGAAGGGCAUGGAAUCAAGUGGUUCAAUGGAAGAAAACCAGCUUCAUAUGAUGAAGAGGUAGAGUGUGCAGUGUGCUUGAACAAAAUCGAAGAUGAUGAUGAGACUAGAGAGUUGAGAUGUAAUCACCACUUCCACAAAAAUUGCUUGGAUAGCUGGCUUGCACAUAGACAUACAACGUGCCCUCUUUGCCGUGAUAAUUUGAUGCUCCCACCAAAGAUUAACUAUGAUUAUUUUUUUUGCAAUAUGGUUAUUUUCUGA
Messenger RNA from Lactuca virosa, 366 nucleotides. The record is from the annotation of a GenBank genome assembly. Lineage: Eukaryota; Viridiplantae; Streptophyta; Magnoliopsida; Asterales; Asteraceae.